CUCUCUCUAAUCUCUCCUUCUCUCAGCCUUUACAUGCCUUGAUUUCAGUUACCUUUUUACAGAUACUAAAAAUUUCCCAAUUUUUGUUCAAUCUCAUAAAUACCCAUAAGCUCAAAUCAACUGGUCUUUCACCACUUGAGAUAAGGUUUCCUUCCAUAAGAGAUAGAAACCCUCAAUCUGCAACUGCAUGUGAGUUUUGCAGCUGUGGUUCAUACAUAUAUAUAAAUAUAUAUAUAUAUAUAUAUAUACACACAAAUACAUAUAUAUGGCAGCAUCAUCUUCAUCAGCUACACCUUACUUUGGAAUGAGAAGAGAAGAACAAGAACAAGAACAAGAAAUGAAACAACAGUUACACCAUUCAUCAUCAACCGCCGCUCCAAUCUCCUCCACCCCGGUUUCCACUCAGAAGAAGAGAAGGAAUCAGCCUGGAACACCAUAUCCAGAUGCGGAAGUGAUAGCUUUAUCCCCGAGGACUCUUAUGGCCACGAAUAGAUUCAUAUGCGAGGUUUGUAACAAAGGGUUUCAGAGGGAACAAAAUCUGCAACUUCAUAGAAGGGGACAUAAUCUACCAUGGAAGCUAAAGCAAAAGAACCCUAAAGAGGUUAGGAGGAAGGUUUACCUUUGCCCAGAACCGUCGUGUGUUCAUCAUGAAUCUUCUCGAGCCCUAGGAGAUUUAACUGGAAUUAAGAAACACUACUUUAGAAAACACGGGGAGAAGAAGUACAAGUGCGAGAAGUGUUCGAAGAAGUACGCUGUUCAAUCCGAUUGGAAAGCACAUACGAAAACUUGUGGUACGAGAGAAUAUAGAUGUGAUUGCGGUACUCUCUUCUCAAGGAGAGAUAGUUUCAUUACACACCGGGCUUUUUGCGAUGCUCUAGCUCAAGAGACUGCGAGGCAUCCGUCCACCUUAGCCUCGAUCGGUAGCCAUUUGUAUUCGGGGAGCAUCAACAACAACAACAUGAUGAGCUUAGGGUUGUCGUCCGUUGGGUCACAACACCAAUUGAUUUCCUCAAUCCAAGACCAUCGUCAGCCAUUGUCGCCAGCACCACCCUCGGAUAUACUUCGUUUGGGUGGUAACCGGUCCGGUCCAUUCGAUAACCUUGUUGGUGGGGGAGGUUCAUCUUUCCGAACCCAAACUCAAUCCAUGGCUCCACCAUCUGGUUUCUUCAUGCAAGACUCCGAGGUUAGCCAUGAUCAUCAAUAUCAUCAUAAUCAUCACGACAGCCAAUCCCAACACCAACACCAACAUGGACGAAUGAUGCAUGGAUUGAUGAACAAUGAAACGGGUGGAAAUAACGUCAUGAACCUUAGAUUUCUCUCGAACAAUAUGAUUAAUCAGAACGAAGGAGCGAGUUUGUUCUCGAAUAACCUAAUGGGUAACGCACCAAUAUCUUCAAGCGCUCCCAACAUCUAUAGUGGCUCUAUUCAAAACAACAACAAUAUCUCAACCUCGCACAUGUCAGCCACCGCACUUCUUCAAAAGGCGGCUCAAAUGGGUUCAACAACAAGCAAUGCAAGUGCCACAUUACUCAGAGGAUUCGGAAGCUCCUCCUCCUCUUCCUCCGCCGGGGGACCAAAGCCUGACAGACCUCCGACAAUCUCAACAAACAUUAGCACCAUGUUUGAAAACAACAAUAGCAACAACAACAACGAGGAUAAUAAUCUGAAUGACUUGAUGAACUCGACUAUCUUCGGAUCGAUGAACGCUUUCGGGGGACAGGAGGAAGGGUAUUUGAAUAUGAAUCAGCCGAAAAUGCAUCAAAAUCUUUCUUUGAGGGAAUCUGAAAGCAUGACAAGAGACUUUCUUGGAGUAGGGCAAAUGGGGAGAUCAGGGUUUUCAUCAUCAAUGAGAGAAAAUAAUGGGAUUGAAAUGGUAGGCUCUUUAGGAUCUUCUGAUCAAGGAAAAGCUGCAGGAGUUCAACAGAAAAGCCAAGCUUUUGGAGGUGGGAAUUUUCAGUGAAAAGGAAAGAAAAUAAUAAGGGAGAAAAAAGAGGUCACAUACACAAACCAAAAAAAAAAAAAAAUAGGUAUAUUUUGAGAUGGGGAAUUUACGACUUUGCCCAGUCAUAUGUUCUUGACCAUGGAUGGAAUUAUCCUCUUCUCUUCUUUCUCUCUCUCUCUCUCUCUCUCUUUCUCAAGGUGUCAGACUUAAUUGUUUUCAAAUCUUUGUCCUCAGUUGGAGUUCAUGACAAUGCCAAUUUUAUUUCUCUCUCUUUUUUUUUUUUUUUUUUUUUAUUUAUUUAUGUAACUUUUUAAGAACUAUAUAUUGGAGAUAUUUUCUCAAUAUUUUUUUAUUUUGUUUAAACGUUAAAAUAUUUACAACUAUAUGUAAAGCUAGUUAAUUAAUCCAAAGUUGAUGUGAAUAGUUAAGU
Impatiens glandulifera is the source of this 2372-nucleotide messenger RNA. Its product is annotated as protein indeterminate-domain 5, chloroplastic-like. Gene Ontology annotation, cellular component: nucleus. Gene Ontology annotation, molecular function: DNA-binding transcription factor activity. The coding region runs from base 266 to 1960 and encodes 564 amino acids. NCBI's taxonomy places the organism in Eukaryota, Viridiplantae, Streptophyta, Magnoliopsida, Ericales, Balsaminaceae. The record is from RefSeq and is a predicted model, not a curated record. The transcript has 3 exons.